UAUAACCGAUCCCUUGCACCGCGAGAAGCUCUCUGAAGCUCAACAAUGGCGUCUCUCCGACCUCUCCUCCCCAUCGCCGCCCUUCUCCUCCUCCUCCUCUUCCUCAUCUCCUUCCACUCCGAUCCCCCACCGAUCCUUUCUCGCACACCUUCUCAUCCUCUUGAUCCUCUCACCUUCGACGAGAUCGCCGCUAUUCGAUCCAUCCUCGUCUCCUACCCACCCUUCGCCGCCCCGAACCAGUUCCCCGCCAUCCACUCCAUCUCCCUCGAUGAACCCCCGAAGCUCAUCGUCCUCCGCUGGCGCCCUGGCGAUCCACUCCCACCUCGCCGUGCUACCGUCACCGCCUACUCUCCCCCGGGCCACACCCACCUAAUCUCUAUCGAUCUUCCCUCCGGUCGCGUUCUCCACCACUCCAACCCUUCCGGCUUCCCUUUCCUCACCAUCGACGACAUGCGCCGCGCCAUCGCCACCGCCCUCAAUGAUCCCUCAUUCCUCCAAUCACUCAAUGCUCGAGGCCUCUCCUCUUCAGACGUCAACUGCGCCCCCCUCUCCCCCGGCUGGUUUGGCUCAGAGGAGGAUCACUGCCGGCUCGUCAAGGUCCAGUGCUUCGCCGCCGCCCCCAAUUUCUAUCUCCGCCCCAUCGAAGGCCUCACCGCCAUCGUCGACGUCGAUGCCGCUCUCGUGAUCAGGAUCUCCGACUCAGGUCCCGGGAUCCCGAUCUCCGCCGGUGAGGAUACCGAUUACCGCUACUCCACCCAGCGUAACAAACCCCGGUCCUUUUCAAACCCUAUCAAUCCCGUGUCGCUAGAGCAAGUGGGAGGACCCAGCUACUUCAUUGAGAAUAGCCACGUCAUCAAAUGGGCAAGUUGGGAAUUUCACCUCAAGCCCGAUGCACGUGCUGGCUCUGUGGUGUCACGUGCGAGGCUACGUGACCCGGAGAGCGGUGAAUGGAGGAGUGUGAUGUAUCAAGGUUUCGCUUCGGAGUUGUUCGUGCCGUACAUGGACCCGAGCGAAGGGUGGUAUUUCAAGACGUACUUGGAUUCGGGGGAAUAUGGUUUCGGAGUGAGCUCGAUGCCGCUGGUCAGGCUCAACGAUUGCCCCCGCAACGCGCACUACAUGGACGCCGUCUUCGCCGCCACCGAUGGCAGCCCAUUUGUGCGCCCGGACUUGAUCUGCAUCUUCGAGAGGUACGACGGGGACGUCGCCUGGCGCCACGCUCAGCCCCAUAUACGAGAGGCCAGACCAAAAAUAACAUUGGUGGUCCGCACUGCAGCUUCUGUGGGCAACUAUGACUACAUAGUUGAUUGGGAGUUCCAAACUGAUGGCAUCAUCAAAGUUAAGGUUAGUCUGAGUGGCAUGUUGCUAGUGAAGGGAACCACAUACCAGAACCUGAGCCAAGUCCCAGAAGGAGAAGACUUGCAUGGAACCCUAAUAACAGAUAACAUUAUUGGUGUAGUCCAUGACCAUUUCUUGAGCUUCUACAUGGACAUGGACAUUGAUGGCCCUGACAACUCCUUUGCCAAGUUUCAUAUGAUCAAGCAAGAGACAUCUCCUGGUGAAUCACCCAGGAAAAGCUACAUGAAAGUCAUAGGGAGCAUUGCAAAGACUGAGAAGGAUGCACAGGUUAAACUCUCUCUUUAUGAUCCUUAUGAGUUCCAUAUUAUCAAUCCUUCAAGAACUUCAGGAGUUGGGAACCCCUCUGGGUACAAACUAGUCCCUUCUGCCACUGCAGCCAGUUUGCUUGAUUUGGAUGAUCCUCCACAACGUAGGGGUGCUUUCACAAAUAAUCAGAUAUGGGUAACUCCAUACAACAAGAGUGAACAAUGGGCAGGUGGCCGUUUUGUGUACCAGGGCCAUGGAGAUGACACUCUUGCAACAUGGUCUGAUAGGGACCGAGGAAUAGAGAAUAAGGACAUAGUCCUAUGGUACACAUUAGGGUUUCACCACAUUCCUUGCCAAGAAGACUACCCUAUCAUGCCUACAGUGUCCUCCAGCUUUGAACUCAAGCCCGUUAAUUUUUUCAGAAGGAACCCUAUUCUCAGAGCACCACCAUAUACUGAGGUUGAUCUUCCAGUUUGCAGUGUAAUGGCAUCAUUAUAAUUAUAUAUAUAUGUGUGUAUGCAAGCUUAGGAUUAUUACGCUUCAUAAGUAUUAGGAAGACAUCAUCUUUAUUAAUACUUAAGUUCCACAUGACUCUUUAUAACUAGGUGAUUUAUGAAGUCUUUAGGAGAAAAAAAAAAAUCUUGCAAAGGUAUGCCACAGCUUUAUGAAAUGUAAAUUUGCCCUAUUGGAUGUAUUAUUUGAUGUAGAUAUAUAUUGGAAGUGCACAUCGUUGGGUAUUGUGCCUUUUCUACUCCGAUGUCUUCUGAAAUAAUAUAUGUUAAUUAUUUUCAA
Dioscorea cayenensis subsp. rotundata (Guinea yam) is the source of this 2394-nucleotide messenger RNA. RefSeq names its product primary amine oxidase-like. The transcript is spliced from 5 exons. The record is from RefSeq and is a predicted model, not a curated record. Lineage: Eukaryota; Viridiplantae; Streptophyta; Magnoliopsida; Dioscoreales; Dioscoreaceae. Bases 46 to 2100 code for a protein of 684 amino acids. Gene Ontology annotation, molecular function: quinone binding; copper ion binding; primary methylamine oxidase activity. Gene Ontology annotation, biological process: amine metabolic process.